Messenger RNA from Bicyclus anynana (squinting bush brown), 3978 nucleotides. RefSeq names its product importin subunit alpha-4 (gene Kap-alpha3). NCBI's taxonomy places the organism in Eukaryota, Metazoa, Arthropoda, Insecta, Lepidoptera, Nymphalidae. Gene Ontology annotation, biological process: NLS-bearing protein import into nucleus. The record is from RefSeq and is a predicted model, not a curated record. Gene Ontology annotation, cellular component: nucleus; nucleoplasm; cytoplasm. Gene Ontology annotation, molecular function: nuclear import signal receptor activity; protein binding. The coding region runs from base 237 to 1781 and encodes 514 amino acids. The transcript has 6 exons.
ACCAGAGUGUCUAUGUCACUCUAAAGAAAGAAUUUAAGAAGUGCGAGUGAGGAAACGGACGGUAUAAUUUUGUAGAAUAUUCUGUGGAAAUUGGAAAAGGUUAAUGAAUCAGCAGCGCAUAAAGUCGUAAUAAAACAUGUUCGAUUAGUUUUCUACAAAGUUAUUUUAAGUUAACUCUUUAUUUCAUUGUGUAAUACGUAUAUUCGUCUGACCACCACGACUACUACUACAUUAAAAUGGCGACGGACCCAGCGAAACACCGCAUGCAUGUUUUCAAGAAUACGGGCAAGGAUGUGGACGAAAUGCGCAGGCGGAGGAACGAAGUGACAGUUGAACUGAGAAAGAAUAAAAGAGAGGAGACUUUACAAAAGCGUAGAAAUGUGCCAGCCAGCUACUCUACAGACGAAGAUGACUUGGAUAGGAACCUGGCCCCGAUCGAUCUCGAGGACCUGGUUAUGAAAGCGGCGAACAUGGAAAAUCCAGAGAUGCAAAUAACAGCCGUGCAGCAGUGUCGGAAACUGCUGUCGUCCGACAAGAACCCGCCUAUCGAUGACUUGAUAAAGACUGGAAUCCUCCCCAUACUAGUUCAGUGCCUUUCAAGGGUGGACAACCCGACACUACAGUUCGAAGCUGCGUGGGCGCUCACCAACAUCGCGUCUGGCACCUCGGCACAGACCAACAAAGUCGUUCACGCGGGUGCAGUACCUCUAUUCCUCCAAUUGUUGAUGUCUCCACAUGAAAAUGUGUGUGAGCAAGCUGUGUGGGCACUCGGCAACAUCAUUGGUGAUGGCCCAGUUCUGCGUGACUUAGUUGUAGAACUGGGAGUGGUGCGACCUCUGCUUAGCUUCAUAAAACCUGAGAUCCCUAUAUCGUUCUUGCGCAACGUUACGUGGGUGAUCGUGAACCUGUGUAGGAGCAAGGACCCACCACCACCAGUUAAAACCAUCCAGGAGAUUCUGCCUGCGCUCAAUGUACUCAUCACUCAUUCUGACCUAAAUAUAUUAGUAGACACAGUAUGGGCAAUAAGUUAUUUAACAGAUGGUGGCAAUGAACAAAUCCAAAUGGUUAUAGACUCAGGCAUAGUUCCCAAGCUGAUUCCCCUGCUCUCACACAAGGAGGUCAAGACACAGACGGCAGCCCUGAGGGCUGUGGGCAACAUUGUGACAGGGACGGACGAACAGACCCAGGUGGUGCUCAACUGUGACGCACUGUCACACUUCCCAGCACUACUGUCGCAUCCAAAAGAGAAGAUCUGCAAAGAAGCAGUCUGGUUCUUAUCCAACAUCACAGCGGGCAACAAGCAACAAGUGCAAGCAGUCAUUGACGCGGGCCUGCUCCCCAAGAUUGUGGAGAACCUCAGCAAGGGAGAGUUCCAGACGCAGAAAGAGGCCGCGUGGGCCGUCUCCAACCUCAGCAUCAGUGGCACCAAGGAUCAAGUGGCCACACUCAUCAACUGUGGAGUCAUCCCGCCAUUCUGCAACCUCCUCGCAUGCAAGGAUACACAAGUUAUCAAUGUGGUGUUGGACGGGCUCAGCAACAUGCUGAAGAUGGCGGGCGACAAUGUGGACCAGGUGGCCAACAUGAUUGAGCAGUGCGGCGGCAUCGACAAGAUAGAGGAGCUGCAGGGCCACGAGAAGGUGGAGAUCUACAAGAUGGCCUAUGACAUCAUUGAGCAAUACUUUGCUGAUGAGGAAGAAGACGCGACGCUAGUGCCGGCCGCCGCCGACGCCGGGUUCCAGUUCGACCCCGCGGCCGCACAGCGCGACCCCUUCCGCUUCUGAGCCGCGACCCCCUGCCGCCACGCGCACCCCUACGCUCUGUGCUACUGAGCGACUCACUACACGGACCGACUGUUGGAAAACUGACUAGAGCCUUUCGCAAAACAAAUUACUAUGUGGACUAUUCAGAGACUAUUGAAGAACCGCUCGGCAGACUGGACUAUGAAAUAAUGUUUGAAUAUCGAGGGGAAAGUUGACAAAAUGUGGAUUAUUUGGAGAAACACUCGACUGACUGAACUAUAAAAUAGUGUUGCUUGAGUAAAUAUUGAUACUGAUGUUUAAAUUAAAAAAAUUUGGAAUCUUGUCUUCUAUGUGUGACUGCAAACUUGACAGAUACUGAAGUAGAAAUACACAAGCAUGGACUUAUCGAAAAGAUCAAGUUUAGAGACUACAAAUUACAUAUUUGCAACUGCAAUAAUAUUAAUCAUAGGCCGCUAAGUUAAGAACCUUACAUAUUAACAAUACUUAUUUUUAAUGAAUACUACAUUUCAGAAGAUGGACAUUUUAUGGAGCUUCCAAAUGUUUUCAUUUCUUACAAAUAUAUAUGGAAUAUUGAUCUUUAACAAAAGAAUUGGUUAUUGAAGUAAUAAUAGAUAACUAACCAAUUUAGUUUCAUGAACAAGAUUACACUGAGAGAUUUCUUAACGCUCAAAUCUUGUUUUUGGAUUAAAAAUUUUUGAAUUUUGAUCUGUCUGCUGAGACGUACAACUUGUACAAUUAUUUUAUUGUAAAAAAAAAUUGAAUGAAACCGACGAAAAGUGUACCGAAGCUUAACUAGACUUUGGUAAAGCCCCGUGCCGACUGUGCGAACUAUCGUUAUGUAUUGUCAAUUCAUGUUUGAAUUUUCUUUUUAUUAAUAUUGAUUGCUCCAUUGUACGGUUCGUGUACUCUGCACUCGGCUUGCGUUGUUGAAUAUUGUCCUUUGUUUCCUGUGACAUCAAUGGAUAAUGAUUUGGUGUCAAAUGUAAUGUCACGAUGCACAGUUUCCAUGUCAUGGAGUUUGAUUGAUUACGGUCGAUGAACUAUACAGGAUUGUCAGUAUUCAUGCGUGAGGUUGUUGCAUACAGAUUGAUUUUACAGUCUGUCCGUAAGUGUUUAUCGUUAAUGUGGUGGUGUUUAAGGAAUCAUUAUGUUAGGACCCGAUGGAUUGACGAACGAGUCUUGUUUUAAAAUGUAAUUGAUAUUUAUCAUUUGAUGUGAAGUGUUCACGUUUGUUGAUCGUUCGUCGGUCGACGGGGGACGUUAAGCAAAAAGGCUGCAGCACUGACCAUGGACUGGAACGAGUCUUCAGACACUGAUCCGAUGAUGUGGAUAGGUUUUAUGAAUAAAAUAGUAUCGAAUAAGAUAUAUAAAUGUAUUUAGAGUACGGAAUGCGUACUCAGGCUAAAUUGUGCGGAUCAAUGUAUGUUGUGUACAUAAUGUAUAGGUGCUGCGGUUUCGUUGUGAUGCAACUCUAUUGUGAUGUUUGAAUAUUUCAUUUGUUUUUCGAUUUCGUAUAAUAAUUAUAACGGACGAAACAAAAAUUUUAUAGCUUUAAAGUUAAGUGCCGCGAAAUACGUGACUAGUGUACUGGGGGCCUUAUAUCUCUUGUCGUUUGAAAAUGAUUUGCGACUUGUGACGUCAGUGACUAGAGUCUCUGGUGUGUCACGAUGGUGUCACAUUCGUGUGACGUCAGUAACUAGAGUCUCUGGUGUGUCACGAUGGUGUCACAUUCGUGUGACGUCAGUAACUAGAGUCUCUGGUGUGUCACGAUGGUGUCACAUUCGUGUGACGUCAGUAACUAGAGUCUCUGGUGUGUCACGAUGGUGUCACAUUCGUGUGACGUCAGUAACUAGAGUCUCUGGUGUGUCACGAUGGUGUCACAUUCGUGUGACGUCAGUGACUAGAGUCUCUGGUGUGUCAUGAUAGUGCCACAUACGUGUGACGUCAGUGACUACAGUAUCUGGUGUCACGAUACGGUGUUACAUUCGUGUGACGUCAGUAACUAGUCUCUGGCGUGUCACGAUGAUGUCAGAGACGAGGGCCCAGCUUUCGAUUGAAAUGCUUUUUGAUAUAACAUAGUAUUUAUGUUUGAUUUUAACCGAAAGCGUCCACCGCCUCGUGCGGCGGGCGCCAUUUUAGGAAAUUAUGGUUUUCAAUUAAACACAAUGAUUUAUUAUUAUUAUAUCAGUAAACAAUAAAUUCUGUCCAAACAUUACAA